Messenger RNA from Brassica oleracea var. oleracea, 1143 nucleotides. RefSeq lists its product as uncharacterized. Gene Ontology annotation, biological process: GPI anchor biosynthetic process. The transcript is spliced from 3 exons. Lineage: Eukaryota; Viridiplantae; Streptophyta; Magnoliopsida; Brassicales; Brassicaceae. Gene Ontology annotation, cellular component: dolichol-phosphate-mannose synthase complex; endoplasmic reticulum membrane. The coding region runs from base 780 to 1073 and encodes 97 amino acids. The record is from RefSeq and is a predicted model, not a curated record.
UCUUUUACCAUCAAUGGUCGAGUAUUUUAUUUAACUGAUUAUAGUUCUCUGCGAUGCAUUUACUUUGGUGUUGGCUUUUUUUAUUCUUAGUAGUUUAUUCUUUUCAUGUUGAUUUUUCGUUGUGGUGGAUUUGAUCGUUAAGUUGCCAGAUGAUGAUUUGAAAUAAUUGCGCAAGGGUUAUGAGUUUCAGGAAGACUGGAGGAUUGAUACUCUGAUCUGAAUGAACCCGUGACAAAAUCAUUUUCUUCUUCUCGAACUCUGAUGGCAACUGCUGAUCUAUUUUUUCAAAAAAAGUUUUCAGAUUUGAAUUUGUAUUCUUAGCUAUAGAUAAUUUGUUUUAGAUAGUCGAUCUGUAUAUAACUUUAGGUCUGAAGUAGCAGCUUAGAUUAUCUUAUGAUGAUGAUUCAUGUUCUGCACCUCUUUUGGCCUGUGAUGAUUCUGCUCUGCCCCUUGAUUGUAUUUAGGAACUGAGAAGUACUUUAUUUUUCUUUGUCAUUUUGAUAAGUUUAGACAUAAGUUGCUGUUGAUGUGUGGAGGUGAGUAUUGCAUUCUGUAAUCUCAAGAAAAUCAUUGAAGUCGUUAACCUUCUAGAUCUCGUUUAAUGGCACCUAAUUCAUAACAUUUUCAACUUUAUUGUUUUGAGUUUGGUGAUUUGAGAUUAAAAUCAGCUCCAGUUGGUACAAAUUUUUUUGAAAUUGCAUUGAUUUAUUACUGUUUUUGUUGUUGUUGUUGCUGUCUAUAUGCCUUAAACACUGCAUGCAAUACUUAAAAUAUCUUACAUGAUCGUUGUUUCAAAGGCAAUGAAGCACGUGGUGAAGAUCUUGAGCCUGCUAGUGGCAGUCUCUGCGUUUUGGAUUGUUCUUUUGCAGGCUGCAAUUGUUCCACAAAGUCAUACGUGGUUGCUACCGAUUUACUUUGUAGUUUCACUUGGAUGCUAUGGUCUAUUAAUGGUUGGAAUCGGGAUAAUGCAGUUCCCUACCUGUCCUCAAGAAGCAGUUCUCUUGAACCAUGAUAUUGCAGAGGCAAAAGACUUUUUUUUAAGCACAAAUGGAAUAGAUAUUGGAACGUAUUGACACAUUUUGUAAUAUUCUUCCUGUUGACUCCCUAGCAUUAACAUGUUUCUCAUUCUGUAAUAUUUUGCAA